Molecule: messenger RNA, 607 nt
Organism: Daucus carota subsp. sativus
Lineage: Eukaryota; Viridiplantae; Streptophyta; Magnoliopsida; Apiales; Apiaceae
Exons: 4
Coding region: 148-399 (83 amino acids)
Biological process (GO): mRNA splicing, via spliceosome
Cellular component (GO): precatalytic spliceosome; U2 snRNP
Source: RefSeq, a predicted model, not a curated record
ACAAAGUGCAAUAUACUCUAUUAAUAUUAAAAAUUUGUAUUUUGCCUUGCAAGCAUUAAAUCGUUACAAAAUCGUUUGUUAAACGUCCUCUGCAGAGUCUCACGUUCAAUUGAAGGAAGAAGAGUCUCGUCUUUGUUUUUCUUGAAGAUGCAGGCCAGCGACAGGUUUAACAUUAACUCUCAGCUUGAACAUCUACAAGCUAAAUAUGUGGGAACUGGACAUGCAGACAUGAAUAGAUUUGAGUGGGCAGUAAAUAUCCAACGUGACAGCUAUGCAUCCUACGUUGGCCAUCACCCUAUCCUAUCAUACUUUGCCAUUGCUGAAAAUGAAUCAAUUGGAAGAGAACGCUAUAACUUUAUGCAGGCAUUUGUUUCUGGGUUGGGCCUGGUCAGCAUAUAAAGUCCCUGUAGCCUUAAACUGGCAGUGCUUAAAAUGACAAAUCUGUGCUCUGUUUGAGACCGGAUUCCAAAGCCCACAGCGCCUCCAAGUCUUGUGCGCCUUAAAGUUGCCGCUUGUCGGUGCUCGAAAAUAUCAAAGCUGUGCCUUGGUCCUUGGAAGGGCCACACACACACACACAGACACACACACUCACACUCGCACACACACA